Molecule: messenger RNA, 1359 nt
Organism: Lytechinus pictus (painted urchin)
Lineage: Eukaryota; Metazoa; Echinodermata; Echinoidea; Temnopleuroida; Toxopneustidae
Product: QRFP-like peptide receptor
Exons: 3
Coding region: 1-1359 (452 amino acids)
Biological process (GO): G protein-coupled receptor signaling pathway
Cellular component (GO): membrane
Molecular function (GO): G protein-coupled receptor activity
Source: RefSeq, a predicted model, not a curated record
AUGAAAUUCCUGAUUGGAAAUCUACAGCUCAAAGUCUAUUUGGCUUUUGCUAUUCCCCCACAUCGCAUUCAUUACCCUAUGUAUUUUGUUAUUUUAGUUAAUUUGUCAUUUUACAAUAUUCAUUACUCCUUUACUAUGGAAUCUAUGUGUAUGGAAACACCAGAAGCUGUCUCCACUUCCUCUGCCAUGUCCUCGACGCCGAAUGCGGCCAUGACAACUGUUUUGGGAACCAGUGUUUACCCUUAUGAGGAUCCUGAUACAACCGAGAUUUUCACCCUUCAAGAUGGCAAGGUAGGUUCCUUGAGUGGUCUGAACCAUACGCUGCUCCAAGAACUUGGAGAUGAGUGGGACGUUACAACAAUAAGUUAUGAAUAUAUUGGUGAUGAUGCAGAUGCUAUUGGAUCAUGGUUUUGGUUUCCGAUUCGCUGGACAUUGGUCACAACUGGGGAACUAGUUGUUGGGGUUAUUGGCAUCAUUGGCAACCUCUUGGUAGUCAUCGUUCUCUUUCAGCGUCGAGCUAAGAGCCGAUCCACUGACACCCUGAUAGGCGCACUAGCGGUUGCCGAUCUUCUUACCUCGGUUGGGUUGCUUCCCACACCAUAUGCUAAAGCUGUCCCGCUAUCCUGGUUAGGGCAGUUCUACUGCAUGAUGGUCUGGUCUCCGCUCUACAUGUGGGUGUGGGCCUUCAUGUCGAGUUUCUUGCUGACUGCAAUCUCAGUUGAGCGCUACAUCGCGGUCUCACACCCCAUCUAUUUCAGCAGGAUUUUGACCAGACGCCGAGUCUCUGAGGUAGUUGUAAUUUUGUGGAUCUGCGCAAUGAUGGCAUGCAUCCCCCAAGCCUUCAUUAUCACUGUGGACAAGGUACAUCAUCGGUGCGCAGUUAGGAGAAUGUCUCACGAGCUUCAGACGGCAUUUGCUUUCUACGUAACAACCAUCCAGUUGUUCAUACCGGCAACUAUCAUGGUCGUCACUCAAACCUUAAUUGCUGUCAAGCUCAAAGCGCAGUCCACGCGUUUCGAAGGUUCUAAGACCUAUCAUCAAGCAGCUAGCAAAGCCGUCAUUAAAAUGAUGUUCAUGGUCAUAGUGGCGUACAUCAUCUGUUGGACACCUAACAGGUUUCUCCUCUUGAUUACAAGAUUGUUCCGUCUUAAGCCCCAGACGAAAAGCCCGAUUUCCGAGGGGUUCAUCGUACUUGCUGCUGUCAACUCAAGCAUCAAUCCGAUCAUCUACAGUAUCCGUUAUCAAGAGUUCCGCCAGGCUGUCAAGGAACUUUUCACGAUGAAGGAGGUUCGAAAUUCAUCUAUGUUUGACGAUCCAAUCAACAUUAACACCAACUCUACGAACGAUGGCUCUGUCUAA